Amborella trichopoda is the source of this 4584-nucleotide messenger RNA. NCBI's taxonomy places the organism in Eukaryota, Viridiplantae, Streptophyta, Magnoliopsida, Amborellales, Amborellaceae. The record is from RefSeq and is a predicted model, not a curated record.
UUGUGAUUUUUUUUUUUAUUGACACCUAGCAAAUUGCCCAUUUUCAAUUUUUUUUUCCUUUGAUUCACACAUAAAAGGGAAGGGCAUUGCUUCCCAACUGGAUGUGUCUAUUUCCCUGAUACUGAUACCAUUGAACUUUAUUGGGUUUUUUCUUUGAUUAAUAGAUCUAUGCGACUGUGUAGAAAUAGAAUGCACAAAAAUCUGAGAGUAGAUGAUGAACAUUUGGUCCAAUAUUUGGCCAAGUCUUUGCUUUUCAGUUCAUUCUUGUUUGUUGCUUUUGUAUUAGCAGUUUCCCUUUUCUGUGGGAACAGAAACAUGUGACUCACUUCUUACUUAAUAUACUAAAGAAAAAAUGAUUCCAAACUCCCCCCGCCCAAGUGUUCGCUUAAUUUCAUCAAAAAAAUGUUGGGUGGAAUUAUAUGAGAAUUCAAAUUGAACAAAAAUCUGAGCUGCAAGUUUUAGUUGGUGGGGUGGUAAGAACUGCAUUUUGACCCAAUAUUUAGUGAAGCAUCUGCCAGGAAAAUGUGUAAUCAUACAUUAUCUCAAUCUGUUAUCUUAUUCUUUCCCCUAAAACUUACUGCAUUAAUGGUGAGUGGUGGUUUUUUAGUCAUUUUCAAGGUCUUCGGGAUCUGGCCCAUGCAGAUGCUAACUAGGAGUGUCAAUGGACAAAUGAUAUACCACAUAUCUUCUGUUUCCCAGUUGAUGCAUCUCAUGGUGUGUUUGGAAAUGUGGAAGCUUGUCUUUAGAUCUUCUAUGCAGUUGUCCACAAUGGCAUUAAGCUACCACUUAUAUGAUUCUUUGGAGAAUUGGUUGUCAAUGCAUAGAAUUCAUGCAUGUAAAUGCCAUUGACUACAACAUUUUUGGGGUAUGGAAUGUUGGAAACUGGCACAUAAUGCAGUUUCAUGGGACCCAUAGGUUCAAACCUAUUCCGGUCAUACAUGGACUUGAAGCUUCUAAUAGUUUAUUCUAACUCAAAUCAGAAAAUGCCCCAUAUGUAGAAUUGAUAUUGCACAAUUGUGAUGAUAGCUAGUUUACAUGUUGUGGAUAGAAAAUUCUCACCCUAGAGGAGUGUGCAAUAAAACAAAUCCAAAAUCAGACCCACCUUUCCCAUAGUUUUCUUUAUGGUUUUACUUUUAAAAAAUUACACAAUUCACAGCCUAAAAGUCUCAUUUCUCACCCCGAACAUCAAAUUUCUCUCUUUCCAGAAUUCCCUUGGGUUUCUUGUUUUUCAUAGAUUCUUGGAAGCUAGCUGGACUUUGGGAGGGCAAUGUUGUUACCUAUUCACUUGCUUUAACUGUGACUCCUAUGCCAUUAGCUACAGUGUUCCUGAAAUUCGAAUGCACCUUAAGAAAUAAGGCUCGCUCAAAGCCUAUGUCAUGACAGGUACCUGCAUAUUCUUGGCUAACAUCCCUUAGCCUUGCAAGAAAUCUUGUGCUUUGUACCUCGAAACUCUUCCAUGAGUAAGGUUCACGAGAUAAUUAAAUUACAGAUUAACAUUCUGCCUGACUCCAAAGUAAGUAUCUUCUCAAUGAAUUCCGCAGCUUUGCUCCUUCAAAUGCUCUACAUCUAGUAGUGAAGCUCACCUUGAAUAAACUGGAACUCCUGGAUGAAGGAGAAGGAGAGAAGUUCGAACACCAUAAGAGGUGCUUGACCGAAGGGUGCAUCACCUAAUUACACCAUUAGAUGUCUACGAAUAGGCUCUAAACCUACCUAAUAGAGCUAUAGUGAGUAUGUGGUGACCCAUCAUUUCUUUCGCUUCUUGAUGAAUGUAACAUAUGUUUUGGAAUUCAAGGCCCGAGUUUUCUAGAUGGCCCACUGCAAGACUUCCAAAGAACAUAAUCUCCAUGGGGAGGGAGAUGUCCAAAUAAUGCAUAACUACGAUUUUUGAGAAUUUCGGAAUAAUGCAAAAGAUACCCGAUCUACCAACUAGAUAUAAGUUAUGGAUGGCAUGACUUUACAUGCCAUCCCCACAUAAUUUGGUUUCUGGUGCCGGUCCAAUGUCUACAUGUCAGUCCUGCUUAUACGGUAAUCACAACCUUCAGGCAUUAGGGUAAGAUCACAAAAAUGGCAUUUGCUCUUAUGCUGAGUGGAGCAGUUUGGUGCAAUGAGUUAUACGCCUCACCCAAAACACCUUGAAGUGAUUUGUAUUCCUCCAGCUUAUUCGCUACCCCGACAAGUAUAUCAAAGAGGGACAUGAUAUAGACUUAGAUAAUUCACUGGAUGCGCAUAACCAAAGUGUUUUAGGGUGCUAAUUUUCUCAAUGUUUUUUUUAAUGGAUGGGUUCCAUUGUCCACAUGUGGUUUACAUAGGCAUGACACAAUUCUAAGUUCGUUCUUGGUAAUGAAUCCACAUUACAUCUCAACUCACAAUAAGCUCUGUCAAUUCUAAUGAUGAUCCACUUCUAGAGUUUUUCAUCUCUAUAGAGGGCGUACUCCUUAGGCUAUUUUAGUUUCACAAAAAGAUAUUUAGUUUUCCUUAAUUAAUGUUACAUGUCGUACCACAUACAUAUAAAUAAGGUUUAUUUUCCAGGGCAAGAUGUUCCCCCAUGUUUAGGAGUCAGGAUUUUAUACAGAGAGGGAGAGAGAAGGUGCAGCAGGGAUUAAAAUCUUAUGACUUGCGAGAGACAUGAUUUCUGCCUCAAUGAUUGUUGAUCUGCUUUUUUUUAGACAUAUGUUUUAUCUCAUUUGUAGUACCUCAAUGCAACAACUAACUCUUUUCGUUCAUUAGCUUAUAUAAAAAAAAAAGUUUUAUUGUCUUUACUAAUUUAUAUCACAACCAUUUCAAGUACUUUGCUCUAAAGAUUUUCUGCUGCUGUUGUCUCUGAAAGAUCUGAUUUCCUGUUGUAACUCUUGUGAAGUAACAUGUUGUUUCAUUGUUCGGCAGCUCAGUUUUGGAAGAGGAAGAGGAACGUGGGGUUGCUCACCUAGUUCAACACCUCACUUUCAGUGCCUCAAUGAAGUAUGCAAAUCAUGAUAUUGUCGAGUUCUGGAGAGCAUUAGAGCAGAUUUUGGUUCAAGUGUCUGCAAAUGAUAUUGAAAGGGAAAGAGGUGCUGUUCUGGAAGAGUAUGGAGGCAGCCCGUAUGACGCAUUUAGGGCAUGGAAGGAUCGAAGUAUGAUGAUUGCCUACCAAUUGGACUGGAAAAAGUGAUCAGAACAGUUUCCCCUGAAACUGUUGAAGGGUUUUAUCAGAAGUGGUACCAUCUACCAAACAUGGCAGCGGUUUCUGUUCGGGAAUUUCCGGAUGCUGAGAGGGUGGUUAAAUUAAUCAGAAAACACUUUGGUCAAAAAGUUUCAGCAUCUAUUGAACCUUUUUCCCAGUUCCACCCCACAAGAAGCCUCGAUUUUCAGGUUUUGUUGUAUCUUAAGCUGGUAGGACCUCAGUGAUGAUCAGCUGUAAGAUUCCUGUAUUUGAACCAUGAUCCACUGUGUCUUGAACCUGAGAUUUCUUAAAAUUGCUCGAAGAAAGACCCACCUUUCUUUUCGUGCCGCCCAGUUGCUGAUGUUCUCAUCCAACCUGUGAAGACUUAUCUAAUGACUUCAACUUGCAAAGAGGGGGGGUAUAAUUGAGGCCCUAGAAUCGAUGCUCAUAGAGGUAUGUCUGCAUAAUAUAAUGCAAAUGGAAUUUUCCUCCUCGUUAUUAUGUUGUAGACUGAAUGUUUCAGGUUGCCAUGGUGAGGCUUCAUGGAUUUUCAAAGUGUUAAAUUUCUUUUAUACAUGCAUUGAUGAUGUCAGAGAUUGAAUUAGCAUAUCUGAGGCCCCAAAUGCGGCCCACAUGCUUGCUGGAUGAGUAUUUAUGAUUAAUUCAAAUUCUUUUGACAUUUCUGUCCAUUAGCUCGAAACCGUGGUUCAUUUCUCUUGCAAUGUUUGUUUUUUUUUAUUUUACUUCUAUUCUGGGCUAUGGUAUAUCUCUCCACUAUAUCUGAGAAACUUCACACUUUAAAUAGGCUUCUGUUUCCAAACUUGAUCGUUGCGAUAGACUUCAUUUCCAAACCCUGUUUAACUUCUAUGAGAAAACUAUGUGAUCAUAGCACAUGAACUUUUUUCUCUUCUUCUAUGAAGUAAUACUACAUUGAUUUUAACACUUGAAAAGUUAUCUGUGUGCCAUUUACAUUUUUUCUUUUUUAUAAUGUUCUGUGGCAUGCCCAUGCUUUAAUGCUUAAUGUUACGUAUAAUGUGCUUUCUGGCUUAAUUAAGAGGAUGAUACAUACAAAAAUUGAAUGACCAUUUUAUUAUUUUGUCUAGGGAUAUUUUAUUGAUAUGAUCUUAAAAUGUACAUGAUAUUUCACUUUUGUUACUAAUACAGCACUUCUUUCUGAGGGAUUCUGAGCCUGUAGUUUGAAUUGAGCAUGAAGCACAGCUGCAGAAGACUAUCCUACCCCAUGAGUUAUAUCUUGCAUUUAUUCGUUGAAAAUCCUAAUUUAGGAUUUUUGUGUUUUAGUUUUUGUAUUUCCAAGCUUCUGAUUAGUCUAGUGCAAGAGCUGGAAAGGAAUUUACUGAGCUAAAUAAGUUCAUCUCUUCUACCCUUCUAAUGAGGAAAACAAUUUGGUAAAACAGUUCUCUCCUCAGUGUAAUUAUUUAACUUAU